This is a messenger RNA of Anisakis simplex (herring worm), 336 nucleotides long. The record is from the annotation of a GenBank genome assembly. NCBI's taxonomy places the organism in Eukaryota, Metazoa, Nematoda, Chromadorea, Rhabditida, Anisakidae.
UCUGAUAUUUACAGUUCAACUUCACCAGUUGACGGUGUAGUGCAGUCGAUGCCGCGUGAAGGUUUGAUUUUGUAUAAUAGUACAACAAAUGCUAAUGCAACUCCGUAUGGACCAAAAUUUUCAUCACAGAGUGAGGUAAUCGUUGAGUGUGGGCGAGGCUUAUUCGAAAUGGGUCGUGUGCUCUCCGGAAAAUCAGCCGCUUCGGUGGUGUCAGAGGGGAGUGUGGGAUCUUUCUCGAACGAAUCCGCCACCACACAGUUGGAUUAUUUACGACUGAAAAGUGAGCAUCGAAAGCUGCAAAAUCAUUUGGAGAUAUGUUUUCGACGUUCUCAGUAA